AUGUCGCCCGCCCAAAAUCCCGGUAUCCCCAGCUACAGCAUUGCUUCCAUCCCCGCCGACGGAAUCGGCCCGGAAGUCAUUGAUGCAGGUAUUACAGUGCUCAAUGCGUUAGCUGAUACCCUCAAGACUUUCCAACUUGAUUUUACGCAUUAUGACUGGAGCUCCGAUACAUACAAGAAGACCGGCAAAUACAUCCCCGAUGGCGGCUUGGAUCAAUUGAAAAAGCACGACGCUAUCCUCUUUGGUGCUGUAGGUGCUCCUGAUGUUCCUGACCAUAUCUCACUAUGGGGACUUCGACUGGCCAUCUGCCAGCCUCUACAGCAAUACGCCAACGUGAGACCUACCAAGAUCUUCCGUGGCACCGAGUCCCCUCUACGUAACUGCACCACUGGCGAUCUUGACUGGGUCAUCAUCCGCGAAAACAGCGAGGGUGAAUAUGCUGGCCAGGGUGGUCGUUCGCACCAGGGUCGCCCCUGGGAGAUUGGUACUGAGACCGCCAUCUUCUCCCGCCAUGGCAUUGAGCGCAUUAUGCGCUUCGCCUUUGAGACGGCUCAGCAGAGACCUCGCAAACUGCUGACAGUGGUGACGAAGAGUAAUGCCCAGCGUAAUGGCAUGGUGCUCUGGGAUGAGGUUGCCAAGGAGGUGUCGCAAGAUUUCCCUGAUGUGACCGUCGACAAGAUGCUUGUCGAUGCAAUGACCACACGUAUGGUUCUCAAACCGGAGAGCAUUGACACUAUUGUGGCAACUAACCUGCAUGCCGACAUUCUCUCCGAUCUCGCGGCGGCUUUGGCUGGUUCCAUUGGUAUUGCUCCAACCUCGAAUCUGGAUCCUACACGCCAGCACCCUAGCAUGUUCGAGCCUAUCCAUGGCUCCGCCUUCGAUAUCACGGGUCUUGGUAUUGCCAACCCCGUCGGAACCUUCUGGACAGGAGUGGAAAUGCUCAACUGGUUGGGUGAAACCGACGCAGCGAAACAGCUACUUGAAGCUGUUGAGAAUGUUUGCGAGCAGGGCGUUUUGACCAAGGAUUUGGGUGGCAAGGCCACUACCAAGGAAGUCACAGCGGCAGUUGUUGCAGAAAUCCAGAAGCUGGCGAAGAAAUAA
Molecule: messenger RNA, 1101 nt
Organism: Talaromyces atroroseus
Lineage: Eukaryota; Fungi; Ascomycota; Eurotiomycetes; Eurotiales; Trichocomaceae
Product: putative tartrate dehydrogenase/decarboxylase TtuC'
Exons: 3
Coding region: 1-1101 (366 amino acids)
Molecular function (GO): magnesium ion binding; NAD binding; oxidoreductase activity, acting on the CH-OH group of donors, NAD or NADP as acceptor
Source: RefSeq, a predicted model, not a curated record